AUGAACAUGGCUCAAUGCAAACAGGCAAGAAGAGCCCGCCUCGCACAGAAAAACACACAGAAGGAGGAGGAGAACAUGACAGCUAGUAAGGAAACAAACAUCCUGUCUCACGCGCUUCCAUUAACCUCUCCCAUCAGCAGGAGAAAACAAACAGAUCCCCCGGAAAAACUCCAGGCCCGACGGCUGAACGGAGCCGGAGGGUUGAUUAGGCGCAGUCUCCGCCAAGUCGCUUCCAACAAGCGGGGAUCUCGACAGACGAGCGUGAAAUUGAUCAAGCUGUGCGCCAUCUACCAAAUGAAAGAGUUUGGGUGCAGGCUAAAACGGAAGAAAACAAGUGUAGCGAGCGGGAGGAUAGAGGAGAGGAGCAAGUGA
Knipowitschia caucasica is the source of this 372-nucleotide messenger RNA. The record is from the annotation of a GenBank genome assembly. Lineage: Eukaryota; Metazoa; Chordata; Actinopteri; Gobiiformes; Gobiidae.